This is a messenger RNA of Crotalus tigris (Tiger rattlesnake), 1547 nucleotides long. RefSeq names its product proteasome 20S subunit alpha 7 (gene PSMA7). Gene Ontology annotation, cellular component: proteasome core complex; nucleus; proteasome core complex, alpha-subunit complex. Gene Ontology annotation, biological process: ubiquitin-dependent protein catabolic process. The transcript is spliced from 7 exons. The record is from RefSeq and is a predicted model, not a curated record. Bases 125 to 874 code for a protein of 249 amino acids. NCBI's taxonomy places the organism in Eukaryota, Metazoa, Chordata, Lepidosauria, Squamata, Viperidae.
GCAGCGGCGCAUGCGCGCUGAGGGAAGGUGACGGUGCUGUUUUGAGGGGGAGAUCUCGCGCGGCUGUUGCUUCCUUUCAUUCUCGGCUCCGGUCUGUGGUUUUUGUCGUCGUCUCGCCGCUGUCAUGAGUUACGACCGGGCGAUCACCGUUUUCUCCCCGGACGGGCACCUGUUUCAGGUUGAAUAUGCCCAGGAGGCCGUGAAGAAAGGCUCCACCGCGGUUGGAGUACGAGGAAAAGAUAUUGUAGUUCUUGGUGUGGAGAAAAAAUCUGUGGCGAAACUGCAAGAUGAGAGAACUGUCCGAAAGAUCUGUGCUCUUGAUGACAACGUCUGCAUGGCCUUUGCAGGUCUCACAGCAGAUGCCCGGAUAGUUAUAAAUAGAGCCCGAGUGGAAUGCCAAAGCCAUAGACUUACAGUGGAAGAUCCUGUCACUGUGGAAUAUAUUACACGUUAUAUUGCUAGCCUGAAGCAGCGAUACACCCAGAGUAAUGGCCGCAGACCUUUUGGUAUUUCUGCCCUUAUUGUAGGGUUUGACUUUGAUGGAACUCCGAGGCUAUAUCAGACUGACCCGUCUGGCACUUACCAUGCUUGGAAGGCUAACGCAAUUGGCAGAGGAGCAAAAUCCGUGCGGGAAUUUCUGGAGAAAAACUAUACUGAUGAAGCCAUUGAAACUGAUGAUCUGACAAUUAAACUUGUUAUCAAAGCCCUUCUUGAAGUUGUACAGUCUGGUGGAAAAAAUAUUGAGCUGGCUGUUAUGAGAAGAAACCAACCUCUCAAGAUACUGAGCCCUGAUGAAAUUGAAAAAUACGUUGCCGAAAUUGAAAAAGAGAAAGAAGAGAAUGAGAAGAAGAAACAGAAGAAAACUACAACAUGAUGAAUUUCUUUAGUUUUGGUUUUUAAAUAAAUCAUGAGUCUGUAUAGAUAUGUAAGCAUUCUAUUUCCUUGUUCUCUGCCCCUUUUAAGAGGUCUACAAUAAACCACCUGUUUUUUUAAGCUUGUUACUAGAAGAGGCUCCAUUCUUAUAUGUAUGUUUAUAUAUAUAAGCCAGACUGCAAUAAUACCUGUUUUUCUAAACAAAAAUAGAAAAUGUUUUCAUAACUUGUUGAGGAAUGCACAAUUUGACAUAGAAGAUACCUUUUAUUACUAUUAUUCUAUUACUGUUUAUCACCACUGCUGCAUUGCUCAUGUUUAUGUUCCAAUUUGUUAAAAUUCAUUAGGGUAAUGAUUGACGAAGCCUAAAAUUGCUGAAACAUCACUCCAACAUAAUGUGGAAAUGGUUCAUACUUAAGUCUAGCACUUAAAUAUGAAAGAUAAAAUGUAAACGUGAUCUCUGUUGAAUGUUUGACAGUAGAUCUAUGUGUGAAAUAAUUUCUAACUGCAUGGCGGUAAAAUUCAACAAAAUCAUUUUGGCAGGUAGUCAUAGAAAUUCUCAUACAGAUUCAGGAUGGGACCAUGGUUGUAAUGUCGCCCUGAAAUUAUGAAAAUGUUGCCAUAAUCUUGCUUUUUCAAAAAAUAUAUUGGUGUUGAGCACUUUUCUUACAAGCUAA